Molecule: messenger RNA, 2695 nt
Organism: Cygnus olor (mute swan)
Lineage: Eukaryota; Metazoa; Chordata; Aves; Anseriformes; Anatidae
Gene: RARG
Product: retinoic acid receptor gamma
Exons: 8
Coding region: 136-1377 (413 amino acids)
Biological process (GO): retinoic acid receptor signaling pathway; regulation of transcription by RNA polymerase II; cellular response to corticotropin-releasing hormone stimulus
Cellular component (GO): transcription regulator complex; nucleus
Molecular function (GO): nuclear receptor activity; nuclear glucocorticoid receptor binding; RNA polymerase II cis-regulatory region sequence-specific DNA binding
Source: RefSeq, a predicted model, not a curated record
GGUGCCGGUGCCCGGGGCCCGGUGGCGGCGGGGCCGGGGCCGCUCCGCGGUGGCGGUGCCGGUGCCCGGUGCCGGUUCCCGGUGCCCGUUCCCGUCCCGUUCCCGGUGUCCCGGCCCGGUGCCGGUCCCGGCCCGAUGCUGGGCUGCCUGGGGGCGCUGUCGGCCCCGCGGCGGCUCCACGACGUCACCAACCGGCGGGGAGCGCUGCUGGGGGGGCGCCUCGGCGUGGAGGCGCCGCGCAGCCCCCCCCCGGAGAUGGUGCCCGGCUCGCCCUCGCCGCCGCCGCCUCCGCGCGUCUACAAGCCCUGCUUCGUCUGCAGCGACAAGUCCUCGGGCUACCACUACGGCGUCAGCUCCUGCGAGGGCUGCAAGGGCUUCUUCCGCCGCAGCAUCCAGAAGAACAUGGUGUACACGUGCCACCGCGACGGCCGCUGCCACAUCAACAAGGCCACGCGCAACCGCUGCCAGUCCUGCCGCCUGCAGAAGUGCUUCGACGUCGGCAUGUCCAAGGAGGCCGUGCGCAACGACCGCAACAAGAAGAAGAAGGAGGCGCGGGGGGGGGAGGCGGCCGGGCGCGAGCUGAGCCCGGCGCUGGAGGAGCUGAUCCAGAGGGUGCGCAGGGCGCACACCGAGACCUUCCCCUCGCUCUGCCAGCUGGGCAAGUACACCACGAACUCGAGCGCGGAGCACCGCGUGCAGCUGGACCUGGGGCUGUGGGACAAGUUCAGCGAGCUGGCCACCAAGUGCAUCAUCAAGAUCGUGGAGUUCGCCAAGCGCCUGCCCGGCUUCACCGCGCUCACCAUCGCCGACCAGAUCACUCUGCUCAAGGCCGCCUGCCUCGACAUCCUGAUGCUGCGGAUCUGCACGCGCUACACCCCCGAGCAGGACACGAUGACGUUCUCGGACGGGCUGACGCUGACGCGCACGCAGAUGCACAACGCCGGCUUCGGGCCCCUCACCGACCUCGUCUUCGCCUUCGCCGGGCAGCUGCUGCCCCUCGGCAUGGACGACACCGAGACCGGGCUGCUCAGCGCCAUCUGCCUCAUCUGCGGCGACCGCAUGGACCUGGAGGAGCCGCAGAAGGUGGAGCGGCUGCAGGAGCCGCUGCUCGAGGCGCUGCGGGUGUACGCGCGGCGGCGGCGGCCCCGCGAGCCCCACAUGUUCCCCCGCAUGCUGAUGAAAAUCACCGACCUGCGAGGCAUCAGCACCAAGGGCGCGGAGCGUGCCAUCACGCUGAAGAUGGAGAUCCCGGGCCCGAUGCCCCCCCUGAUCCGCGAGAUGCUGGAGAACCCUGAGAUGUUCGAGGAGGAGGCGCCACCCCCCCCGGCCCCCCCCGCAGACCAGGAUGCCCCCCCCGGCCCCCCCGCCUCGCCCUAAGGUGGGGGGGGAGGCGCCCACCGCUUCCAGCCCCCCCCAUACAACACAGCCGUUGGGGGGUGGGGGUGCACGGUGCCCCCCCAUUCCCCCCCCCCAAAAAAAAACUUGCUUUUUGCAAGGUGGGCGCUCCAGAGACUGACGGAGCCAGGCCCAGGGGGGGUCCCUGCGGCGCAGCCGUUGCCUUAAGCUGGGGGGGCCCGGGGGGGCCCCCCCCAUCCUCAGCUUCAUGCCAAAGGCCCCCCCCGCUGCCCCCCCCCCCAAGCUUCGGGAGGGCGCUUAAAGGAGAGGGCAACAAUGGACAGAAAUUGCCCCCCUCAAUUAACGACCGGCACCCCCAGGAGUGCCACGUUCCCCCCACACACCGUGCCCCCCCCAAAAAAAAAACGGGGGGGGGGCACAGCCAGGACUUUAUUUAUUCAUGUCUAGGAAGACAAAAUGAGACAGGGUGGAUUUGGGGGGGGGGGGGCCCGCUUCCCCCCCCCCGGGGGGUGCUGUUUGGGGGAGGGGUGUGCAGAUAGGACUCGCCCCCCCCAGCUGUACGGAGGGGGGGGCAUUUUAUUUGCUGGGUUAUUUUAUAUAAAAGCGGUGGUUGGGGGGGGGGGGGCUGCUUGUGGGUUUUGCUUUUCUAUGCUGUUGGGGUGGGGGGGGGGCCCAAAAUCCCCCCCCCUUGUCUUUGCCCCCCCCCCCUCGGGCACACAACACUACAGAGACCAAAGAUGGGGGCGCAUGGCGCCCCCCCACCCCCCCACCCCGCUGGAGUGGGGGUGUUCAAAGCCAUAAAGACCCCAAUGCCAUGGGGGGGCCCUGCCCCGUACCCCCCCUCCCAAAUCCCUCCCAGGGCAGCUUUACAAGGGGGGGGGGCGCUCCAAUUGCCCCCGGGACCAAAUUUCCCCCCCGUCCCCGAUGUCUGUUACCCCCGGCCUGGCUGGGUGUGUGUGGGGGGUGCCCCUGCCCUCCCCCCCCCAGCGCUGGACCCGCCCCCCCACGCCCCCCCCCUAAUUUUGGGGGUGCAGGGCUGGCGGGGGGCCUGUUACACUACACGGGGGGGUGCCCCCCCCCCGGGGCAGCACUUUUCUCCCGUUAUUUAUUCCUUUGCGUUUACACCGGGGCCUCCCCAAACCCCCGGACCCUGGGGGGGAGGUCCCGGGGGGGGGGGGGCGCCUCCCCCCCCCCCACACCCCGCUGUCGCCGCCCCCGGUGCCCGAGCUGCCCCCCCCCGCGGGAGGGGGCCCCGCAGCCAUGUUUACAGCUCGCCCCGCCCCCCCCGGGGGGGCCACGGGGCUUUUCUAUUUUUGCAAAAUAAAGAAAUGGAAACGAG